AUGGAUGGCGAAAAGGGCGAGUUCCAGGCCCUCGGCGGCUCUCUGGCUCUCGAUCAGAAGGGCGAGUUUCAAGCCCUAAGGGGCACACUGUCACUCGACCUCUCCAAUUGUAAACUACGCAAUCCUCAACCGGCACCUACUAAUAGCGAACCACGCAAUGAUCCCACGCUCGAACAAAAACAAUACGCUCAAGGAUUCUUUGAUGCUCUCCGUACGGUUCAACAGAUCCAUAAUUUUGAAUUUGAAAAGAAAGUUCUAUCACCGGGAUUUAUAGCGCCAAUUGUUGGCUCAGAACUACUCACACCGCUCAUUUCUCCUUCUAGUCGGUAUGUUGACAAUCAUUGA
Messenger RNA from Cooperia oncophora, 345 nucleotides. Lineage: Eukaryota; Metazoa; Nematoda; Chromadorea; Rhabditida; Trichostrongylidae. The record is from the annotation of a GenBank genome assembly.